GCCACGCUGUUAGUGCGCUUUACAUCUGAUUGGUCCCUUUCCACAAAAGGUGUUUCAUCCGCCGUCUCUGGUCCAGUUGGUCCAGAGUGACCCAGCCUCAGCUUUAAACCGGUUCUGUUCUCUGCUGCGUGCCGUAAAGCGACUCAAAGGAAAUAUUCUAUCAUGUCCAGCGCUCUGUUGGUUAAAGCUCUGGGGGACCUGGCUCUGGAUCCGGGCUAUGCGGACUACUCCAUCAGCCCGUCCUCCUCCGGCACAUCCAGCCAUUCGCACCCGAGCCCGAGCCCUCCUCACCGCGGUGCCUGGUGGCCGGUGGCCGGGUCCGCGUGCAGCAGCAGCUGGGACACGCUGAGCACGCCGCCAGCGGACACGGCGGACGUCCUGUCACGCUGUCCGUGUCUGCCGGAGCUGGAGCAUUACCCCUGGGGCGAGCGCGAGCUGCGGGAAGUGGUGCGUAAGGCCGCCGGGUCGGACGCGUCGUUCACCCCGGAGGCUGCUCACCGCCUGUGCGUUUUGCUCCGCAGGGCUUUGGUGCGGAUCGCCAGAGAAGCGCAGCGCCUGAGCGAGCUCCACCGGCGGUGCACGCGGCUGGAGGUGCAGAGUGCGACGGAGCUCGUGCUGAGCUGGAGCCUGGCGCAGCGGUGCGUCUCCUCCGCGGUGCGCGCCGUGUCCCUGCACUGCAUGAGCUGCGGAGACGCCGCGCGCCGGCGCGGCGAGUCCGCGCGCUGCGGGCUCGUGCUCUCCGUGGGCCGCUUCUUCAGGUGGAUGGUGGAGACGCGCGUGUCGGUGCGCGUUCACGUGUACGCCGCCGUCAGCCUGGCAGCGUGCGUGGAGAGGCUGGCGGAGGAGGUGAGCGCGAGGGCGCUGCGGGCGGCGAGGACGGGCGCGGAGGGGAUGGAGCCGCGCCCGGUGAGCGCAGAGGUCCUGGAGGGGGUCGUCAGCAGCGACGCCGAGCUGUGGGGGCUCCUGCAGGUCUACGAGCAUCUGGCGUGUGGCAGAAAUGCCGGUGGUGAGCUGUCAUUGCCGGUGCACCUCAGCCCGUACACGAAGGCUCCCGAGGACAAGGCGGAGAGCAGGGAGGACGCCUAUAUCCAGCUGGAGCUGCGAACACUAGAGCAGGCGCUUCGGGCCACCUGUGUGGGCAGCAUCGCAGAGCUCAGUGACCUGGUGUCUGGAGCCAUGCGCCACAUGCAGCGCCUGCGAAGAUCAGGUCCCUCUGCACACGCAGCCAGUCAGCCUUCUGCAUCCUGGGCCCCGGAGGCGCUGAGGGCACUCUACUACUUCCUGUCCAACCCGCAUGUGGAGUCACCAGCGACGAUGCUGAGCAGAGAGAGGCCGUCCCUGCUCCUCCCUCCUCUGGUGGAGUGGAUCAAAGUGGCCGUGGUGCACGCUGAACACCGGCGCAGCCUGUUGGUGGACAGCGAUGACGUCAGACAGGCGGCCCGGCUGCUCCUCCCAGGACUGGACUGUGAGCCCAGACAGCUCAAGUCAGUCUGCUGUUUCCAGUCCUUCAAGUCUCUGGAUGCACAAGCUGCUUCGCUCCAGUUCCAGCUGGACCUGGGCUUCAGGAUGCUCUCGUGUGGCCGAGCGGAUCUGGUUCAACAAGCGACGCGGCUCCUGGGAGCCGAAGGUGUGAACAGCAUGGAUGACCAGGGUAUGACUCCCCUGAUGUACGCCUCCGCUGUGGGGGACGAGGCGCUGGUGCAGAUGCUGGUAGAGGCUGGAGCUCAACUGGAUCUGCAGGUCCCGGGCGGCUCCUUCAGGCGACCAUGUGUCCACCCUGGCAGCCGGCGCUGGGUCGCCCUCACGUUCGCUGUGCUGCACAGUCACGUGCGCGUGGCUCAGCUGCUGCUGGAAGCUGGAGCGGACGUGGAGGGAGGAGCCCUGACGGACAGCGAGGGAGGCUCGGCAGAGACGCCGCUGCAGCUGGCGGCGGCCGCAGGUGACUAUGAGAUGGUGAGCCUCCUGCUCACCCACGGGGCAGACCCGCUGCUCAGAGUGCAUCAUGGGAAUUCCCUGGCAUCACCUCUGUAUGAGGACAUGAACUGUUUCAGCUACGCAGCAGCUCAUGGGCACAGAAACGUCCUGAGGAGGCUGCUGCAGCACAGGAUGGAGGACGUCCUGUCCCUGGAGGAGAUCCUGGCUGAAGGGGUGGAGGAGGAGGAGGAGGAGGAGAAACCAGCAGCGCAUCCUCCACCUGCUGAGUCCCUGAGACCAGGUCUGUGUAGGGUCACGCUGAAAGCCCUGCAGCAGGCGGCGUACUACAGCGCGGAGCACGGCCACCUGGACAUCACCAUGGAGCUCAGAGAGAUGGGUGUUCCGUGGAGGCUGCACAUCUGGCUGGAGUCUCUCCUCAGAGCGCAGCAGCUGUGCAGGGGGGACGUCGCCGCCUCCCUGCUGGCCGAGUUCUCCUCCAUCCGGCCGGAGGACUACGGCCCCGAGUUGCCCUCGGCAGGGAUUCCGCUCAUGUUCCGGAUGCUGGAAAGCAGCGAGGACUACGCGACCACCCGGCGGCUGGCGUCCGCGUUGUCGCACUGCUACGGUGCGGCUCCCGUUCCUGGGAUCCCCCCUGCGGGCGCCGCUCGGUCCACGCAGCUGGACGCUCAUUUCCUCAACAGUCCGGACAUGUCUGACGUGACCUUCGUGGUGGAGGGACGUCCAUUCUUUGCUCAUCGGGUGCUGCUGACGUCGGCCUCUGAACGCUUUCGACGGAUGCUCAGCGAGUCCUCUGACAACACGAUCCACAUCAGCAACAUGACCUACGACACCUUCCUGGUUAUGAUGAGGUCUCUGUACUGUGGAGGAGCAGAUGGACCGACUGUGUCGCUCUCAGAAGCGCUGAAGCUGCUGCCAGUGGCCGCGUUCUUCCAGCUUCGAGCUCUACAGAGGAUUUGUGAACUGACGCUGUCUCAGAGUCUGACUCUGGACAACGCUGUCAGCAUCUACCAGACGGCCACGCACCACGGAGCCGCUGAACUCUGCAGGUUCUGUGAAGGCUUCUUCCUUCAGAACAUGGACCCGCUCCUGGCCCGGGAGGACUUCCACCGCCUGCUGCUGGGUGGCGCCGGUCAGGAGCCGCUUCUGACGGACCUGGAGGCAGCGCUGAUCCACAGAGUGCGCUCCCUCCACGCAGCGUGUCGAGAGUAGAGGCCUGACGGUGUCUGUCCCCAACCCGGGGUUAUUAUAGUUUAGUGCAGAGUGCAUCAACGUUUCUGUGCUGAUGGAUGGAGCUCGGAGCUGAUGAUGCAGACGUUGGUAAAUUCAGUGGGCACCUCCUAUGAUAAUGUAAAUAAUGUAACAGUCCCUGUGAAUAAACAUUUGAAUAACGUCAUCUAAACAACCCUCACACGCACAAUCGGCUCCAAAGUCAACAGAUUUAUUUCCUUUAGCACUGAAGUUGUUCACAGUAACAUCACAAGGGAAAACAUUGCCUCCGUGCUCCGAGUCCUUUCUGUGUGCUCUGGAUCCCCACAGUAGAAAAGAGGCAAGCGAACAAUGGAAGGUAUUGCUUUAAUUUUCUCUCUGAUAACCCAACACCCACCCAGCUGGUGUGAAUGAGCGACCCGAUCGCCAGCGAGGUCCCUCUGUGAGAGAACGGCUGAGGAGGACGUACAAAAGAAUCCGAAAGCAAAACGAAUCGGAACGUGAAUGAGUGGACGGGAGAACGGUUCCAACGGCGACAUGCAAAGAAAAGACAAAUGCUGAACAUGCAAACGACCGGCCCGAGGUCAAAGCUAAGAGCAGGAGUCCCCUCAGUUCAGUCAAGUGGCUUAUGUACAGGAUGAGAUCUCUCAGCGCAGAAAGAAGGAGCCGACGACAUCAACGAAGGGCUGGUUCCUCCAAAGAGGCUACGUCUACAUUCUUAAAUUACAGUAAAUCAUUUUCCAAACGUAUAUUACAAGGUCUGUUUCAUGAAGAAUAACUUAAACAUGACAAAAAUAUCCUUAAAUAAUGUAAGAAACAUUCUCGACAGCUUUCAUAUAAAUAACAGAAUAAAUUAACAAACAAUGGCAGAAUACAACAAAGUACAAAAAUAUACAAGCAGUUCAACAUUGUCUGAAACCUGCAGAUAAUUCAAACGAACCCGAACAACAGGAAAGAAUAAAGUGAGACCGCGCUGACACAGUCGAGCGUUUGGUCAGAAAAGUCGGGU
Molecule: messenger RNA, 4150 nt
Organism: Betta splendens (Siamese fighting fish)
Lineage: Eukaryota; Metazoa; Chordata; Actinopteri; Anabantiformes; Osphronemidae
Product: ankyrin repeat and BTB/POZ domain-containing protein 2-like
Exons: 17
Coding region: 163-3144 (993 amino acids)
Molecular function (GO): protein heterodimerization activity
Source: RefSeq, a predicted model, not a curated record